Messenger RNA from Jaculus jaculus (lesser Egyptian jerboa), 4359 nucleotides. It is a transcript of the gene St6gal1, whose product is annotated as ST6 beta-galactoside alpha-2,6-sialyltransferase 1. The transcript is spliced from 8 exons. NCBI's taxonomy places the organism in Eukaryota, Metazoa, Chordata, Mammalia, Rodentia, Dipodidae. The record is from RefSeq and is a predicted model, not a curated record. The coding region runs from base 567 to 1787 and encodes 406 amino acids. Gene Ontology annotation, molecular function: sialyltransferase activity.
UUAAGAGACUCGCUCAGGGUCAGACUGUCUGUCCAUCGCGGAGCCAAGAUAUGCCUCCUGGUUAGAACCAGCCAGACAACACGGAAUUCACGUGACCUCCUGGACAUAUCGGGUGGCAGGUGGAGGCAGAAUUUGGGGGGUCCUCGCUUCCUGCACUGCUCUUCCUGCCCACCCCACCCCCACCGCUGCCCGCGCUCUCUCUUUGGGGACGGCGGGGUCCAAGCAUCACGGGAGCCCUAAGCAGGCAGGCGUAGAGCCAACUGUGCCUGAACUCUGCAGCCAGAAACCUGGAGGGAAGCAGAGGUGCCAUGGAAACCAGCUAAAAUGAACUGGCCUCCUUGAGCCUGUCCUGAGCCCUGGUGGCCACACCGCACCCCAGUGCUGAGAUGUUUUGUGAUCAUCCUGAGAAAAAUGAGUGUUGGCCUCCAGACCCAGUGAAACUCUUUCCCAUGGAAAAUAGUGCUGGCUCUUGAGGAUCCAGAGGCUCUGCAGCCCCAGUGUGACCAGACAGAAGCAGGCUUGAUUUCCUGCUCAGAACAGUGGCUUCCUUGAACAUACCUUUCACUAUGAUUCAUAUGAACUUGAAGAAAAAGUUCAGCUGCUGUGUCCUGGCCUUCCUCCUGUUUGCAGUCAUCUGUGUGUGGAAGGAGAGGAAGAAAGGGAGUUACUAUGAUUCCCUUAAAUUUCAAACCAAGGAAUUCCAGGUGCUGAAGAGCCUGGAGAAAUUGGCCCUGGGGGCUGGUUCCCAGUCUGUGUCCUCAAGCAGCACUCAGGACCCUGGCAGGGGAGGUCAGGCCCCCAACAAUCCUAGGGUCACAGCCAAGGCCAAACCACAGCUCUCCUUCCAGGUGUGGAACAAAGACAGCUCCUCCAAAAACCUUGUCCCCAGGCUGCAAAAGAUCUGGAAGAAUUACGUGAACAUGAACAAGUACAAAGUGUCCUACAAGGGGCCAGGGCCAGGCGUCAAGCUCAGCGCGGAGGCUCUGCGCUGUCAUCUUCGGGACCACGUAAAUGUGUCCAUGGUAGAAUCCACAGACUUUCCCUUCAACACCUCUGAAUGGGAGGGUUACCUGCCAAAGGAAAACAUUAGGACCCAGGCGGGGCCGUGGCGCAGGUGUGCUGUUGUCUCCUCGGCGGGAUCUCUGAAGUCCUCCCAACUGGGACGAGAGAUAGAUGAUCAUGAUGCCGUCCUGAGGUUUAAUGGAGCCCCAACAGCCAACUUCCAACAAGACGUGGGCACAAAAACUACCAUUCGCCUGAUGAAUUCUCAGUUAGUCACCACAGAACGGCGCUUCCUUAAGGACAGUUUGUAUAAUGAAGGAAUCCUAAUUGUGUGGGACCCAUCCGUGUACCAUUCAGAUAUCCCAAAGUGGUACCAGAACCCCGACUACAACUUCUUUAAUAAAUAUAAGAGUUAUCGCAAGCUGCAUCCCAGUCAGCCCUUUUACAUCCUCAGACCUCAGAUGCCUUGGGAGCUGUGGGACAUCAUUCAGGAAAUCUCUCCGGAGGAGAUUCAGCCAAACCCACCCUCCUCCGGGAUGCUUGGUAUCAUCAUAAUGAUGACGCUGUGCGACCGGGUCGACGUUUACGAAUUCCUUCCAUCCAAGCGCAAGACUGACGUAUGCUACUACCACCAGAAGUUCUUUGACAGCGCCUGCACGAUGGGUGCCUACCACCCCCUCCUCUUUGAGAAGAACAUGGUGAAACAUCUGAAUGAGGGCACAGAUGAGGACAUUUACCUGUUUGGGAAAACUACGCUGUCUGGCUUCCGGACCAUUCACUGUUGAGCAUGUGUCCCCAACUGGGUGCCUGUUUUUUUCUUCUUCUUUUUUCUAUGGCUGGUCUCUUCGUUACCCCAGCCUGGGAAGAGUUUUGAACAAUUUACAGCCUUCUCUUUCUACUCUGGGGGCUUCUGUGAGCAAAAGCUCUGGGGCUCUUGCUCCUGGCAGGGAACCAGGCCCAGCCUUCCCUGUAACAGCGUGUGUGAGGCCAGCCUCCUGCCACACACAUGGGUGCACACGUCUAACAUUCCUUCUAGAUGGUAUCCUCUCCUUCCACACAGGUAGAGGCAUGAUCCACCUUCCCCAAGGGGGCGGCCAAAGCUGGACUUUGUUUUUCCCAACUGGAUGAUGUCAUUUUCACAAAUCGCUUUCUAUUGAUUGGAAUCUCUACCUAAGUAUUCAUUUCACAUCUCAAAGAAACUCUCCCAAAUUGUGGUUUUGGCUAGGUACAGGGGCUCUGGGGUACCAGUGAUUGGUGUAGGACAUGGAAGUGUGCUCAGUACUCCAGAGUCAAGUUGUUCCCAAGGCACUACUCUGGGGAUAGAGUCAUGUCAUCACCCUGGCUGGCUAGGCUGGUCCUUGUGAGCAAAUGAUCUUAACUGGCCCACCUCGCUCUCCAUGUGGAGAAGAAAGGUGUAAAAAGAUACAAUCUCUGGGCUGGGGAGGUGGCUUGGCCGUUAAAGGAGCUUGCUGGUAAAGCCUGCUGGCCCACGUUCAAUUCCUCAGUACCCAUGUGGUGCCACAUGCCGUGUGACGGUGGGAGUCCAGUGGAGCCAGGAGAUUCUGAAGGACUUUGGUCAGCUAGUCUGAUGUUUGUUUAAUCUGGCAGUUCAUUUGCAGCAGCAAGAGACCCGCUCUCAAAAAAGGUGAGGCACAGACACACUUGAAGUAGUCCUCAGACCUUUCUCUCUCUCACACACACAAUCAAAAAACUUAGAGAUGCAAUCUUUGUCUUCAAGUUACAUUUCUGUGGAAGAAACAAACAUCUACUAGGCAGCUAGUGUGCAAGCAUGCAGUGGGCCCAGCGCACUGGGCUUUCAGCAAGAAGCGCUGCUCUCCACGUACCCGGGAAACACCAACUCUUCCCUGUGUGUGGGUCAUAGACUUCGAGCUGGGGCGUGUCAAGCAGAUUUCAUCUGUCAUGUUUACCUUUCUUUCUCAUCUGACAAGUAUCCAAAGCCAAUUUCUCUGACCUUAUGGCCCUUCUGUGCAGUCUUUCCGGAAGUGGGGGUGUAAGUGUUCUAAGACUGGUGUGGUUUUCCAAGUCUAGAACCUUAGCCAUAACCGAUCCUCACGGGGUGUGAGGUGCGUGAUACACCAGAUCACCGCACCCUUCACCAGCCUCCUGCUACCCAGUGGCCUGAGAGGCUCUGGGUGGGAACUGCUUUGCAAAUAUGAUCCUCACAUGGUUUUGUUGAGUCCCCUCACAUGUUGGGACACCAUGUGGGCCCAUCCAGUCUUAGUGCUUAAAUGACUUGUUUAAACUUGAAUAGUGACAUAGAACCAAGCUCCUAGACACAGGCCAGGGCUGGUCCCACGUGCUCACUGGGCUCUAGUGUUUGAGAUCCAGUCUAGCCGUCUUGGACCUGGGAUUCCCAUUUACUGCUGACCCCUUGUUUUUUGUGGUCAAUAGAAAAAGUCCCGAGUGACAAGCCCUGGGUUUUCUGUUUGAUACUCCCCGUUUGGCAAAAAUUGAGCCUUUGUUUCCAUAUCUAUAAAAUGGGGGCGGCAAUCCCAGGGCUGUAUGAGGAUUACAGGAAAGCUCCCAUCCUGGCUGCAUUGCUGGCAUAGAGCUAGCGGGUACCCUUUCUUUCCUCGCUUGUUUUGAUUAAGGGCCUGCUCUGUGAUCACACUGGGGCUGGGCCUUGCUGUGAGGAAGGAUGGUAGAGGGGAGCAACCCCUCCGCUUGGAACACCCAGGAAACCACCCAGCGGAUGGUGGAGGACAUGUCCCUCCUCCCUGCUGCCUGUUGGGCGUGGGUGGAACUCUUGGGCUGCGGGGUGGGAUGUGUCUUCACCCCUCCCGGGACAGUGAAUUCCUGGAUGACUUUCGUUCUGAUUUCACAUUCUCAUCGUGACUCUAAUGUUUCAUGACCUUGGAGUGCCCGGGAAGGUGGCAUUCUGUCAGUAAGAGGUACAUGUCGGUGUGGAGACUGAGACUACACUGGGUAGAAUCUAGUUUUUAAUUAUUUAAUGUGGGGGAUUAAAUUAACUAUGAUUCUGAUGUCUGUACAACUUUGAAUUCUGUGCUCUGUUAAGUGUGGAAACCCUGGUAAAGAUGCAAAUAUGAUGUGGAUAUCAUUGUAAAUGUGGUGAGGUAUUUAAUAUUUGUGACAAGUAAUUUAAAAACUAUGAGUGCUACAAGAAAGCCUCUUGUCUACAUGAGGCCUGCCUUCAGUAGCCAUCUAUUUAUCCUAAAUCAUGAGAUCUUUUCUAAUCCUUCUACCAAUCAAAUAAGCUAUUGCUCUUGAUUUAGAGUUGACAUUAGUCCCAGAAGCUUCUAAAACAAGCCUAAGCUGAUUCUGUAUUACCCAAAGAGUAUGUAAAAAAUUUUAAAAUAAAGUUCUUUUUUAAAAACA